Messenger RNA from Tripterygium wilfordii, 1910 nucleotides. Its product is annotated as nuclear transport factor 2-like. The coding region runs from base 156 to 1517 and encodes 453 amino acids. Gene Ontology annotation, cellular component: cytosol; ribonucleoprotein complex. Gene Ontology annotation, molecular function: mRNA binding. NCBI's taxonomy places the organism in Eukaryota, Viridiplantae, Streptophyta, Magnoliopsida, Celastrales, Celastraceae. The record is from RefSeq and is a predicted model, not a curated record. The transcript has 9 exons.
UUAUAAUUACAAAAUCUAUUUAUUGAGAGAUUCUCCAAACAGCCGCCUCGCUUGUACUCUCUCUAAAGUCUCAAGUAGCGAGCGUGCGUCUCUGUACUGUUCCGCGGCCCUGUGAAUCUCUCCGCGAGAGAUUCUGAUUAAUCUGCAGAGAGGUCAUGGAAACUCAGGCAGAUUCUUCUUCUCCCGCUCCACAAGUAGUGGGGAAUGCAUUUGUGCAGCAGUAUUAUUCUGUUCUGUCUGAAUCUCCUGAGCUGGCUCACAAAUUUUACGAGGAAGCCAGUGUUCUUAGCAGGCCUGAAGUCAAUGGUCAGAUGACCUCUGUCACAUCCAUGAAAGUCAUCAAUGAUUUCAUUAUGUCCAUGGACUACAGCAGAGUUGAGAUAUUGACUGCUGAUGCACAAGCUUCUUAUAAUGGCGGGGUGAUUAUUUUAGUGACUGGUUUUUUCACCGGAGAGGACAAUACGAGAAAACAAUUUUCACAGACUUUCUUUCUGGCCCCGCAAGCAAAUGGAUUCGUUGUGCUGAAUGAUAUCUUUAGAUAUGUUGAGGCAAAGGAACCAGGAGAUGUGGUGACAGUUGACAGUGUUGAUGAAGAAGGUGCUCCAACUGCUCCUUUGACUCCAGAUUCUGAACCAGUUCAUGUCCCCAAUCCCCCUGCUCAAAAUCACUCAAUUACUAUUGCGGAGGAGGAUACUAAUAAUAGUGAAGAAGUUGGCCAUUCACUGACCAAUGGAGAUAGAGAAGUCUUAGAGGAAAUAGCUGCUCCUGCUGAUGAGCAAGUAGUUAGGAGUCUAGUUGAUACCCUCCCAGUCAUUGAGAAAACUGCUCCUACUGUCCUGGAGGAUGGUUCCAAAAAGACUUAUGCAUCGAUAGUACAUGCAUUGAAGGGUAACGCUUCUCCAUUCCAUGUGAGGGUUCCGCCUGCAAAACCUGUGGAACAGCCACGUGUAACUGCUGCAGCACCUGAAACAUCGGUGCCAGUUAAUAAUAGUGCCCCUGAAAAAAAUAAUGAGAGAAAUAAUUUUAAUGCAGCAGCUAAGGGUCAUUCCAUAUUUGUGGCAAAAUUACCCAUGAAUGCCACAGUCGAACAGCUUAGAGAGGUCUUUGAAAAAUUUGGGGCCAUUAAGCGUGAUGGUAUUCAAGUCAGAAGCUAUCGGGAACAAAGAAGCUGUUUUGGUUUUGUAGAAUUUGAAUCUGCUAGUUCUGUUCAGAGUGCUCUUGAGGCUUCUCCCAUCUUAAUAGGCGAUCGUAAAGCUCCUAUUGAGGCAAAGCGAGCUGAUAAUGAUGGCGGAAAGUACCCACCCAGACGGGAUAAUUUUCGAGGAAACAAUUUCAGGGACCGUGGGAACUUUGGUGGCGGCCGUGGCUAUGGGAGAAAUGAUGCUGAAGAGGGUGGGCUUUCAGGUCAAGGUCGAGGCUCAUCUGGACGCAGUGGAGAUGUUAACCAGAAGGUUUAUCAGAACGGUGGACGAGUCUCCCGUCAAGGCCCGGGCCAGGGUCAACGUGGGAUGAAGUAGGUUGCCGCUCUCAUUAUUAAUUUUUUUUCCCCGCUGCAAUAACAUAUUGACGUAAGAUUAUAGGGAACUUCUGCCAAGUCUGAUCUUUUUGUCUUCAGUUUUGCGUUUAUUAGAGUGUUUUUUUUUUGGGGGGAGGGUGGAGGGAUUAGAAUGCUUGCCCUCUUAGACAAGUAUUAGAGUUAAUCUCUAGGUGAUGAGUGUUAUUUCUAAAGAAAGGAAAUCUAAAGGAUUCUUUUUAUGGAAUGGCUGUUUUUUUUUUUUUUUUGUAGAGGAUUAUGUUUCGGGUGCUGAAAGUUAUGAAUUUUUUCAAUAUUUGCUGAAACCUUGAGAAGAGUAUACUCCCACUAUUGAAACUUGAGGGGUAUGCUUGCUGCUGGUUUUUUACUUUUGCCA